This is a messenger RNA of Apus apus (common swift), 3374 nucleotides long. It is a transcript of the gene TMCC3, whose product is annotated as transmembrane and coiled-coil domain family 3. Gene Ontology annotation, cellular component: endomembrane system. The coding region runs from base 172 to 1494 and encodes 440 amino acids. Lineage: Eukaryota; Metazoa; Chordata; Aves; Apodiformes; Apodidae. The record is from RefSeq and is a predicted model, not a curated record. The transcript is spliced from 4 exons.
UUGAGGCUGGAAUUCAUUGCAGGCUCAUCACAGGAUUGCUAACAGCUGUUUGUGCUGGUUUUAAAAUCCUGUCACAGAAGUUCAGGAUUCAUCCAUGAAGGUGAAAAUUUCCUCUGCUAGAGCUACCUGAGGGAGACAGCCCUGGCUGGGAGAAAGGUGGACAGACAUGACAUGAAUACCCUGAGUUUACCGCUUAGCAUUCGCCGUGGAGGCUCUGACACCAACCUGAACUUUGAUGUACCAGAUGGCAUCCUGGAGUUUCACAAAGUCAAACUCAGUGCAGAUAGCUUGAAACAGAAAAUCCUCAAGGUUACAGAACAAAUCAAAGUUGAACAAACAGCUCGUGACGGAAAUGUCGCUGAGUAUUUGAAACUGGUAAACAGUGCAGACAAGCAACAAGCUGGACGCAUUAAACAAGUCUUUGAGAAAAAGAACCAGAAAUCUGCCCACUCCAUUGCUCAGCUACAGAAGAAAUUGGAACAGUAUCACAAAAAGCUCAAGGAUAUUGAGCAAAACGGAUCUUCCAAAAGUACUAAGGAAACCUCCAAAGAUAAUUUGAAAGAUAUUCAGCAUGGAAAGUCUCGAACCUCUGGGCAUGGAGCAGAGAGCAGCAAGUCGGGUGUGCCAGGUGUAUCCUUGACACCACCUGUCUUUGUUUUCAGCAAGUCUAGAGAAUUUGCAAACCUGAUCCGAAACAAAUUCGGUAGUGCAGACAACAUUGCUCAUCUCAAGAACACCUUGGAUGAAUUUCAGCCAGAAACGAGUUCAAGAACGUAUGGGGGCAGUGCCACCAUUGUUGCCAAACCAAAAUAUGUUAGUGAUGAUGAAUGCUCCAGUGGGACUUCUGGCUCAGCAGAUAGUAAUGGGAAUACGUCCUUUGGUCCUGCUGUUGCAAGUACCCUGGACAGCCAGGGAAAGCUUUCCGUGAUUUUGGAGGAACUAAGGGAAAUCAAGGAGACACAGUCCCAGUUAGCUGACGAUAUUGAGAAUUUAAAAGCACAAUUUAAAAGAGACUAUGGCUUUAUUUCUCAGAUGUUACAAGAGGAAAGAUAUAGAUACGAAAGAUUGGAAGACCAGUUAAAUGACCUCACUGAUCUUCAUCAACAUGAGACAACAAACUUGAAACAAGAGCUAGCCAGCAUAGAGGAGAAAGUGGCAUAUCAGGCAUAUGAGCGAUCACGCGAUGUUCAGGAAGCCUUGGAAUCAUGCCAGACCCGGGUUUCAAAGCUGGAGCUCCAUCAGCAGGAACAGCAAGCACAGCAGUCUGAAACAGUUAAUGCCAAAGUGCUCCUGGGGAAAUGUAUAAAUGUUAUCCUGGCCUUCAUGACUGUCAUCUUAGUGUGCGUUUCCACUAUUGCAAAGUUCAUUGCUCCUAUGAUGAAGAGCCGUUUUCAUAUCAUUUGCACUUUUUUUGCAGUGACACUGCUGGCAAUAUUUUGUAAAAACUGGGAUCAUAUUAUUUGUGCCAUAGAAAGGAUGAUUAUACCCAGAUGAAGCAGCUGGUCUGGCUGCUUUCUUUUUCUCUUUUUUUUUUUUUCUUCUUUUUUCCUUCCCCUCCUUGUUUUUUAAGUGCUGUAUGUAUACGUAAUAUUUUUUGUCAGUUUAAAUGUGCGGACUGGAUGGAGAAGGCUGCAAAGACUCUUGAACUUUAAGGUGUAAAUACAAAAAUGCGUAUGUGUUGGCAGUCAGUCGCCUCUUCAAUCAGAUUGGGUCUAGAUGGUUAUGUCUGUGAUGAACUGCUCACUUAUGUCAGUCUUCUGCCUUAAUCCAAUGGGUUUUCCACUUUACAAACCCAGACCCACACAGAUGGCGUGAUGCUUUGGGAGGGAUCCAAGCAACCGCAGAUGUCAGGUGUACUUUUUACAAGACUGGAUUGCGAAGAGUGUGAUCAGGAGCACGUGCACUACGAUGUGUAUCAGCCCUGUUAGACUAAAAAGUUAUUUUCUCGCUGAAUCCAGUUAGAACGAUUAAGCCAAAUUAUACAAUCAUAUGUAUCAAUUGUUCUUGAUUCUAAAUUAAUGGGUAUGUGUAUAUGGGGUUUCUAGUUUUCAGGACCAGCAGUAUUUGAUGCUUCUGCUAGUAACCCCUUGCACAGAGAGUUUAUUGUUUGUAAAUUGUGAUGACUGUUGACCAGGCUUAGCAGUUGUUUUAUGCUGGCACUGUUCCUUAUCACACUCAGGAAACACAUAAAAGUGGCAUAAGGCUUCCAAAGAUGAACUGAAUUGAAUUACAAGAUCUCCAGGCUGCUUUGUAAAGGAGUAAUUGGUGGAUAUGUUGUCAUGCAGAGGAAAGUACUCACUUGCUUCAAACCCUGCAACCUGCAAGUGGAAAGGAGUACACAGAAAGGCAAAAUUUAGGUUAGCCUUUGUUAGCACUGAAUUGUUGGGGUGCUCCAGCUGAAUGCAAAGCAGAUAGGUGGUGGGACUCUGGUACAGUGGAUUUCUUUUGUGUCAGGCUAAGGAAUGUGGAAGCAGCAUGAGGGAACAGGUCCUUACGGGAGCAAGGAGUUAAACUUCUGUAAAUACACCAACACUGUGCAGACUCUCUUGUCAAACAUUCCUGGAUAUAAUGUAUUAGCAUACAGUACCACUACUAAGAGACAGGGUUGGUUUUGUUUUCUUACUGGAAUUAAUUUUGUUUGCUUUAAGAACUUAAAAAAAAAAUAUUCCAUGAAAUCUGCUUGGCUUUCAGCCAUGAUGUAGAACCAAACCUUUAAUAAAAAAAACAAAACCAAACCCAGACAACAAACCAAACAACCACAAUCAGAGUUCUUCUCCACUCUCUAUUAAAUGAAAAACAACAACAACAGUGUCUUCAAUUAUUUGGUGUUCAGUGUUGCUUACUUUGAAAUUAUGAGAGAUUUUCUUUGCAGGAUCUGUUACUCUGGUUUUACGCGGUGUGGGGAAGGUGAGGGGAUUACUCAGUGUGUGUAUUUGUUUUUAGUCAAGUGCAACAGUUGGUGUAGAAAUUCAGAAAAACCGUAUUCUGAGAAAAGGGACUGGGGGAGGGGAGGCAGGGGAAGAACUUUGACAUUUUACCACGGUUGAAGAGAAUACAGUUACUUUUUGUGGCUUCAGGGACUGAAGGAGGGACAGAAUUAACUGCAUAAACAAUGAUAUGACUCACCAUUUAGAAAAUUAAAUUAAAACCCUUUAAAAAUAAUUAAAGUAUUCUUUAUCUGUGCUACGUCUUUGAACAGAGAAAUCAGGAAGGAUUGUGCUGGCUCACAAGCACGGGAAAUGGAGCAGAUCAGGCACACCCAUGUUAUCUGACCCCAGCCCUGGCUAAUCUUCAGAGGAAGGUGGAGUGGAAAGCAAAAGUCCUGCUGAGGGGGUUUUGCCUUUAUAAGGCCCAAACUUACCAAUUAGUUUAUC